This is a messenger RNA of Myotis davidii, 649 nucleotides long. Its product is annotated as glutamate receptor ionotropic, delta-2-like. The annotation marks the transcript as partial. The transcript is spliced from 2 exons. The record is from RefSeq and is a predicted model, not a curated record. Lineage: Eukaryota; Metazoa; Chordata; Mammalia; Chiroptera; Vespertilionidae.
GGGUCUGUUGGAAGUUGCUGCGGAGCCGGGACGCCAGACCCGGGCCCGGGCGCAGCGAUGGGCAAGGUCUGAGCUCCAGCCUCUCCCCCUGCCCCAGUGCAGCCGGGGCUGGAUACAUUUUUUUUUUUUUUUUUUUAAGCCAAACUGCGAACAACUCUGGCGAUGCCAACCUUCCCUUCCAAGUGACACGGCUCUGCGAAGGAGGAUUCCUCAGACUGAGCUCUUCCUCUUAUUCGCCCUGCCAUCCUCGGCGACGGAUCAAGGCUUCGCUCUGGCAGGAGGAAUUUAGGGGGGGAGAGGAAAAGCUGUGCUCAACUCCAUCGUGACCUCAAACUCUCUGGACUGUGCGUGUUGAAAUCAUCUGGAAAGAAGAGCCGCCGUCCAAGAAAGCCAGCCGCGGAGGAAAUGGAAGUUUUCCCCUUGGUCUUGGUGUUGUCCGUGUGGUGGUCUCGAACCUGGGACGCCGGGAAUGCGGAUUCGAUCAUCCACAUCGGAGCAAUUUUUGAUGAAUCUGCCAAAAAGGAUGAUGAGGUGUUUCGCACAGCAGUUGGCGACCUCAACCAGAAUGAGGAGAUCUUACAGACUGAGAAAAUCACAUUUUCGGUGACAUUUGUUGAUGGCAACAACCCAUUUCAAGCGGUUCAAGAAG